CCAUCCCCAGCCCACCGAGCUCCCUCCAUCUUGCUCCCCAUGGCCGAGCGCCCUCCCGUCCUCCAACUCGCCAGCGCUUGGCUUCCUGCUUGCCAAGUCCAUCUCCCUCCCUAGCGCUGUCCCACCUCCUGCUCCUCCACGGCGCUCAGUUCCAGCUCGCCGGCUGUGCAACUCGCCCAUGGCGCCCAUCUCUCUGGCCGCGACCUCCCUGCUCCUCCUUUCCCCAGCCGCGGUCUUCCCUGCUCUAGCCCAGCCGAGCUCGUCCCUGCGCGCGUGUUCUCCUGCGUCCAGCCGAGCGCGCGAAACUUCUCUGCUCACGGCACUCCCUGUCUGCUCGGCCAUGGUGAAACCCUCCUUACCAUGGAUGCCGGAGUUCCUCUGCUCGUUCUCAUGGCCGCCGUCGAGCUUCCGGCGCGCGCCCAUCUCCUCUGCUCCCCCGCGCGCGUCCUGGGACUCUCCAUCGCGCCGAUCUGUGCCCGGCCGUGGCCGUCGAACUCGCCCAGCUCGGAUUUUUGCUUGGUCGCCCGCCGUUUACCAGUACCGUGGUCUCGCUCGGACGCGUACUGUCAAGAUUGUUCCUGCACGCACGCCCUGGUACCCCUGCUCGCUGUUGGGCCGACCGUCAGCAGCUUCCCGGCCUCCGUCGUGCUCAGCAGCGAGUAAUUUAUGUCGGAGCAGUUACUGAGACGCCCUCCUUUGCGUCGUGCUCGCCAGAUCAAGCCUCGCGUCGUCGAUUUGCGCAGUUCAUGUUCGGCAAUCGGUUUAGUCUCCGUCGAACUUCUAUUUACCGUGACGCCGAGCUCCUUCAACACUGCCCCACUCCGUUGUCGUUAUUCCGUCGCCUCACUUCGAUGUCAGUUCCUUCAUGACAUCUCCUACUUGUGUUCGCGCCGACAAAAGGAUCCUAAGAGAAUGUGGAAAAACAAGCCCCAAGUUGAUGCCUCAAAUACUCGACGAAAAGCCUGAACUAUAAAUUAUCGUGGUUCUUGCAGAGUUCGCGUCGAAUUUAAUUUUGGAUGAGCUGAUUUGCUACUACUAUUAUUUUGUUUUAAUGAAUAGAUUGAUAGAUAUGUAGGUUGCGAUGAUUUUUUUUAUUUAGUAUAGGUACGCUUAGUAAUUAUGGCUAGCUCCGUUGUUGUGUCCGUGUGCUGUUACGUGACAAUAUAAUUGUUUUUAGAAUAAUGAAGUAGUUGAGUCAGAGAUUGAGGUUUAAAUUUUAGAUGCAUAAUUAUGCAAAAUAUAGAGGUAGACAUGGAUGCGAUGUAUGAUCUAGUUAAUGACGAGACAGAUAAGUUUAAUAUUUUAAUC
Zea mays is the source of this 1308-nucleotide messenger RNA. RefSeq lists its product as uncharacterized. NCBI's taxonomy places the organism in Eukaryota, Viridiplantae, Streptophyta, Magnoliopsida, Poales, Poaceae. Bases 179 to 685 code for a protein of 168 amino acids. The record is from RefSeq and is marked predicted. The transcript has a single exon.